AUGCCAUUCUCCCUCCGCGGUAAACAUUGCGUCGUGACCGGAGCCACUGGCGCAAUCGGCUUUCGUAUAGCGGCCGCUUUUGCCCAGCGUGGCUCCGUCGUCACCCUCCUCAGCCGUUCUGCACCAGAUGCCCGGCUCAGCCUCGAACACCAGCUUGUUCCGUUUGAGCCGGAGCAGGAUCGCAAAGACAUGGGCGAUGAGUUCCCAGAGAAGCACCGUUUUAUGCGCCUAGAUGCUACCAAGUCUUCCACGUUCAAGGGUUUGUUUGGUUCCUCUGUUGGUCCUGUUGAUGUCCUCGUCAACUGUGCUGGCGUUAGUCAGACUUCAUUUAUCAAGAGGACUUCUGACGAGGAUAUUCAAAAUAUCCUCCACACAAACCUUCAGUCAGCAAUUCUUGCUUCCAAAUACGCCAAGAUGAAUCACCAUGGAUGCAUCAUCAAUGUCUCGAGUCUCAUGGCUAAUAAAAAUGGAGCUGGUGCUUCAGUGUACGCCGCAUCAAAGGCUGGCCUUGUCGCUUUCACCCGUGCUCUAGCUACCGAGUAUAGUCCUCGCUCCAUUCGCGUCAACGCCUUGCUACCUGGUUGGAUAGCUAGUCCAAUGUGGGAUCAUCUAAAACCAGAUAUUCAGCAGCAAUAUCUCAAAGACUGCCCCCUGCGCCGUGUAGGACAGCCCGAUGAAGUGGCGGACGCUGCUGUCUUCCUGGCGACGAAUCGUUUCGCAAACAACUGCGUUCUAAACCUCGAUGGUGGUUUAAGCGCCGUGUAA
This is a messenger RNA of Fusarium poae, 765 nucleotides long. RefSeq lists its product as uncharacterized. The transcript is spliced from 4 exons. Bases 1 to 765 code for a protein of 254 amino acids. Lineage: Eukaryota; Fungi; Ascomycota; Sordariomycetes; Hypocreales; Nectriaceae. Gene Ontology annotation, molecular function: oxidoreductase activity, acting on the CH-OH group of donors, NAD or NADP as acceptor. The record is from RefSeq and is a predicted model, not a curated record.